UAAAAAAAAAAAAAAAAAUCAUAUUCCCUCCCUUAUCACUUCUCGAAACACUCCUCCUGCUACUCCCCCCUCAACCAUGUCCAUCACCUCCAAGUUCCUCCCUCUCCAUCUCUCUUUGCCAAACCCUAACCCUAAAUUCCCAUUUCCAACCCCCACUCUACGCCUCCUCUCUCAUCCCAAGCCCCUCACAAUCCGGUCCGCUAAAAAGAGGCAAAGAACCGGAAACUUGAGGUACCCAUCUGAAAAAAAGAAGCUCAAAUCGAAACAAAAGACCCAAAUUGACGAAGCCGACAAAUUUGAGGGGUUCUGGAGGCUGUACAAGCUCGAAGUCACUGUCCAUAGAGACCCUGGAAAGGAUUUUCUUGGCGUUUCGGAUGCUUUGCUUGAACAAAUUGCCAAAGCUCUCAAAUUUCCGGCUGCUUCUAUGUUGCCGCCAGAAGCAUUCUCAGUCGUUCGGAAAUCUUUUGAUGCAAGGAAGUUUCUGAAGGAGCCCAAAUUUGUAUAUACUGUAGAUAUGGACGUCAACAAACUCUUGAAUCUGGAACCUUGUACUUGGGACUUCAUUUUUGAACUGGAACCCAAAGUUGGGGAAAUAGAGCAUUUGCCUCAUGAAAGAGUUUCUGGUGAUGUAACCAGCAUAAUACAAAAUUAUAGAAGGAUCUAUAAUAGCACUGUUCCUAUAAAAGAUGGAAAUAAUCAACACAGUGAACCACACAAGCAUCCUACUACCAAAAAACCAAGAGUGGUAGUUGUAGGGAGCGGGCCGUCUGGUUUAUUUGCUUCUCUCGUGCUUGCCGAACUUGGAGCUGAUGUUACUCUACUUGAAAGAGGCCAAGCAGUUGAACAAAGGGGGCGUGAUAUUGGUGCUUUGGUAGUUCGGAAAAUUUUGCAACUCGAGAGCAAUUUUUGCUUUGGGGAGGGCGGUGCAGGUACUUGGAGCGAUGGAAAGCUAGUAACUCGAAUAGGAAGGAAUAGCAACAGUGUUCUGUCGGUUAUGAAAACUUUAGUCACUUUUGGAGCUCCAGAAAAUAUCUUGUUUGAUGGGAAGCCCCAUUUGGGAACUGACAGAUUGGUUCCACUAUUACGCAACUUUCGGCAGUAUCUGCAAAGAUUGGGGGUGGAUAUUAGGUUUGGGACAAGGGUAGAUGACUUGCUUGUGGAGAAUGGAAAUGUUGUGGGGGUCGAAGUUUGUGACUCGAGAAGCAACUUGAAGUUUAAUAGCCAGAAGUUGGGAUGUGAUGCAGCUGUACUAGCAGUUGGACAUUCUGCCCGUGAUAUAUAUCAAAUGCUUCUCUCUCAUGAUACGAUCCUGGUUCCUAAAGAAUUUGCUGUUGGUUUGCGUAUUGAGCAUCCUCAAGAACUAAUAAACGGCAUACAGUAUGCUGAAUUGGCUGUUGAAGUCCGCAGUGGGCGUGGGAGAAUACCCGUUGCUGAUUACAAAGUAGGCAAGUAUAUUAGUGGAGACGAUGCUGAUGAACACUUUGAUUCUGGACCUAUGAAGCGUAGUUGUUAUUCCUUCUGCAUGUGUCCUGGUGGGCAGGUUGUUCUCACUACUACAAAUACGUCAGAACUAUGUAUCAAUGGCAUGUCAUUCUCUCGACGUGCGUCUAAGUGGGCAAAUGCAGCCCUCGUUGUUACCGUCUCAUCUAAGGAUUUUGAGUCUCUAAAUUUCCAUGGACCUGUAGCAGGAGUUGAAUUUCAGAGAGAAUUUGAGAGAAGAGCGGCUACAAUGGGAGGGGGCAAUUUUCAGGUGCCUGUGCAAACAGUUACUGAUUUUCUGGAAAACAAGUUGUCGGGAGCAUCUAUACCACCCUCGAGUUAUCGACUGGGAGUUAAGGCAGCCAGCCUCCAUGAAUUGUUUCCAAGUUAUAUAACGGAGGCUUUACAAAGUUCAAUCUUGACGUUUGAGAAUGAGUUACCAGGAUUCAUCUCCAGCAAUGCUCUUCUUCAUGGGGUAGAGACAAGAACCAGUUCUCCUGUCAAAAUUCCCCGCAGCGCUGAGACAUACGAGUGCACAUCAUUAAAAGGACUCUACCCAAUUGGAGAAGGAGCAGGUUAUGCAGGUGGGAUUGUGAGCGCUGCUGUUGAUGGGAUGUAUGCUGGUUUUGCUUUGGCAAAAAGUCUAGACCUCUACCGGGGCAGCAUAGAGUCAGUUUUCGGCAAGGCUAAGAGUUCUGGAUUCACAAGUUACUAAUGGAUUUCGGCCAUUUCAUUCUUGUAUGUAGUUGGCAUAGAUUUUUGGUUGCCGAUUUUUUUUUUUUUCAAUUGAGAAAUUUUGCAUUCCGUUCAUAAUUUGUAUCAGCAACCUGUAAAAGGGAUUGUUAUAAAAAAAUGCCUCUCAAUUUUUAUCUUUUUA
Messenger RNA from Rhododendron vialii, 2356 nucleotides. RefSeq lists its product as uncharacterized. The record is from RefSeq and is a predicted model, not a curated record. The transcript has 13 exons. Bases 77 to 2194 code for a protein of 705 amino acids. NCBI's taxonomy places the organism in Eukaryota, Viridiplantae, Streptophyta, Magnoliopsida, Ericales, Ericaceae.